CGAGUGGGAUCUGGUCAGUUCGUUGUAUAUGAACGAUAGCAUGUGUUUUAAGCGCGCGUUCGAAUCGAGUUUGUUUUGUUUUAUUGAAAUUUGAAUACAAUGUCAUCAUCAUCAUCAAUCGAUAAUUGUUUGAUUUCUCGUUCUAAACGAACAGAAAUGAUUGCCAUAAUUGAUAAAGAAAUAAUUGAUUGUAAAGUGCAAUUGCAACUACUUCGAUUACAAUUGAAACAAUAUUGUGCCGAUAAAAAGAAAAAAGAACGCAAUGAAUCGAAUAAACAAUCAUCGGUUGUGGAUAAAUCUAUACAAACCAUCGGCAUGGAAGAUAUAGCCAUCCAAGUGAAUCAUGAUGAUUUUGUGGCAGAAAAAGUGGAAAAAUCUAUUCCAAUUAGUGUGCCAUUAAAAAUAGUGAAUAAUCGACCCAAAAGAACCACCAAGCUACAAAUUGAACACCAAACUCAACCGAAAACUUUUUUCAACCAUCGUGAACAACAAUAUUUGGAUAGAAUCAAUCAAAUGAAACAACGAAAACACACAAACAAUGCAAUGAUAAUGAAUAAAGAGAAUACAAAUGUUGCCGUUGAAAAAUUGCAAACAAAAAUAACUCGUAGUGUAGCCAUUGAAACUAUGGAUCCAUUUCCAUCGCAUGAAUUAGAUAUAAAUCCAUUUUCCGAUCAAACUGUCUAUCUGGAUUUACCACCGCCAAAAUCAUCCAACCACAAAAUGCGACAAAAAUCGAAAUUUAAAACAAAUGAUACAUGUGAUGCGAAUGAAUAUAACAAAGAUAAAGAUGUGGAAGAAUUGAGUGAACAUUUACGGCAAUCGUUGACAACUGUUAAUCACGGUGAAAAGCAAACGGAAAAAUCAAUGAAUGAAUGCCUAAUUGAUGAUGAUGUACAUGAUAAUACAUCUUCAUUAUUUCGAACAUUGUUACAAUCAUCGUCGAAUCAGCAAUCAGUUAGUUCAACUCCAAUUACAUCAACGAAUCAACAGAUAAUCGGACCGACUAGGACAAAUGAUUCAAUCAGCACCAUGACUAACAUAACAUUACCAUCGAUGGAACAAUCUGCGGCCAAUCUUACAAAUCAAACAAUACUGGUUGACGAUAGUAUUGAUCAUGAAAAAUUCUGGAAUGAUGUAUUCACAACAGCCGGAUUGAAGUCAUCAGAAAAAUGUUAAUUCCGAACAUGAUUUCAAAAAAUCAGAAAUUAUUUAUCAAAUCAUAGUUUGCUGCCAAACAGGAAUUGUAACCAGAAUCUUUAGAUCCUUAUUGUUU
Molecule: messenger RNA, 1273 nt
Organism: Dermatophagoides farinae (American house dust mite)
Lineage: Eukaryota; Metazoa; Arthropoda; Arachnida; Sarcoptiformes; Pyroglyphidae
Source: RefSeq, a predicted model, not a curated record